AUGAUUUUGGGGCAAGAGGAAUAGGUUGGACCCCAUCCAUUCCAAAGUCAACCCGAGCCUCGCACUUUUCCAUCAUGCUUACCGAGACCGAAAUUGGUUCGCAAUGCCAAGCUGACUGCUCGGAUGGUUGGACCAGGGCAGAUGGUGCCGCCCCAUCCAUGUUGGGCAAGGGGUCUCGAUCAUCAGCCGCUUAUCUUGCAAAAGGGUUGGCGGGACUGCCACACCGCGCUGCACGCCUCGACGCACAGGGCUGGCCGGGCCCCAUCGCCGGGAGCACAGCUGGUCUCGAUUACUAA
Molecule: messenger RNA, 296 nt
Organism: Gaeumannomyces tritici R3-111a-1
Lineage: Eukaryota; Fungi; Ascomycota; Sordariomycetes; Magnaporthales; Magnaporthaceae
Exons: 3
Coding region: 75-296 (73 amino acids)
Source: RefSeq, a predicted model, not a curated record